Molecule: messenger RNA, 2822 nt
Organism: Suillus fuscotomentosus
Lineage: Eukaryota; Fungi; Basidiomycota; Agaricomycetes; Boletales; Suillaceae
Product: glutaminyl-tRNA synthetase
Exons: 6
Coding region: 200-2737 (845 amino acids)
Biological process (GO): glutaminyl-tRNA aminoacylation; translation
Cellular component (GO): cytosol; cytoplasm
Molecular function (GO): glutamine-tRNA ligase activity; ATP binding
Source: RefSeq, a predicted model, not a curated record
AAAAACCCGAACGCCGAAACAGGUAGCGGGUGUUGCCCUGUGUUGCCACUAGUUAGCUGGCCCUAUAAGUAUAGCUUAUUGCAAAUUAACUAUUUACGAAAAGUUCGAGUCACUGAUCUGUUCAUGCUAAUUUACCGGUCAAUUAGAGCAGGAACCCUAAUUCCCCGAACCCUAGGACUCACGUACUCAUCACCCACCAAUGGCUCCUACCAAGUCCGAGUCCGAUCCUACGGCAUCAGACACUUCCAUCCCCCUCUUCAAGUCUAUAGGUCUCUCCCAGGCCAAAGCAGCAGAAGCGGCAAAGAACGCCAAAAGCGCCAAUGUUCUUCGCAAUCUGAUUGUUUCAUACGAUCUUGCCGAAGCUCGCCUCGAUGAAAAGCAGGCCACCGUCAUAACCGCACUUGCUGGUCAGCUAGCUAAGACGGAAUCUGUAGAACCUGACGAACAAGCCUUCGCCAUCAGGGCAAUCUUGCAGGGCAAGCUCAAAUCCGUUGAUCAGGUCAAUGCUGCUGUCAAGUACCUAGAGAAAUUUAAAGCGCCUAUUAACGAGCUCGAGUUUGAUACAGAGUGUGGUGUCGGCUUCAGCAUUACUUCUGAAGAGCUCCAUGACGCAGUCACGAGUUACAUUCGCGAGAAUUCCGUUGCUGGCUGGCAUAACCUUGGUUCCGUCAUUAGUGGAGUUAAGGCCAGCCCAGCUCUUCGUUGGGUGAAUCCUCUGGAAGUUAAGAACGCCGUCGAGAAGGCGUUUACUGAAACAUUUGGUACGAAGGAGGCUGCGAAGCCGAAAGCUAAGGACCCCAAGAAAGAGAAGGCUGCGCAGCCAACAUCAACUGCAUCGGAGGCUGCUGCUGGCUCUAGUUCAUCCAAUAGAAAACCCGUUUUUGAAGAGGGAUUCUUGGGCGCUUUGCACAAGCCAGGAGAGAACCCUCAGAUCAGGCCCGAACUUCGUGAGCAGCACCUGCGCGCAACUGAUGGCCAAGUCUGGACACGUUUCCCACCGGAACCAAACGGUUAUCUACACAUUGGUCAUUCUAAGGCUAUCUUCGUGAACUUCGGUUAUGCAGCACACCAUGGAGGGAAGUGUUAUUUGCGCUUCGAUGAUACCAACCCGGAAAAAGAAGAGGCCAGAUAUUUCCAGAGCAUUAUCGAGGUUAUCCGAUGGCUGGGAUUCGAACCCUGGAAGAUAACUUACUCUAGUGACUACUUCGAUCAGCUAUAUGAUCUUGCUAUCGAGCUCAUAAAGCGCGACAAAGCUUAUGUCUGCCAUUGUACUCAGGAGCAAAUCAAAGCUGACAGGGGCGAGAAAAUAUCAGCUCCUAAAGCCUGCGUGCAUAGAUCAAGGCCAAUUCAAGAAUCACUGGAUGAGUUUCAAAAGAUGGCUGAUGGUUAUUAUCGACCCAAGGAAGCCAAUCUCCGGAUGAAGAUGGAUCUGACGGAUGGCAACCCUCAGAUGUGGGACCUCACGGCGUACCGUGUUUUGGAUGCAAGCCACCAUCGCACUUUGGAUAAAUGGAAGAUAUACCCCACCUACGAUUAUACACACUGCCUCGUGGACAGCUUCGAGAACAUUUCUCAUUCCCUCUGUACCACGGAAUUCAUUGCUUCACGCCAGUCAUAUGAGUGGCUCUGUGACGCCCUGGACGUGUACAAACCAAGGCAAUCCGAAUUUGGUCGUCUUAGUCUUCAAGGGACGAUCAAUUCGAAAAGAAAGAUUCUCCAGCUGGUAGAUGAAGGCUACGUUAGCGGAUGGGACGAUCCUCGUCUCUACACUCUCAUUGCCCUCAGAAGGCGAGGCGUACCUCCGGGCGCGAUUUUGUCAUUUGUCAGCACGUUGGGUGUCUCAACGGCUGCUUCAAACAUACAAAUUGCACGCUUUGAACAGACUGUGAGGCAAUACCUGGAAGGAAGUGCACCGCGUCUCUUCAUGGUCAUGCGUCCUCUCAAAGUCAUAAUUGAGAACGUACCCGACGACUACCUCGUAAUGGUGGACAAACCAUUCCAUCCCAAGAAUCCCCAGCUCGGAUCUUCACAAAUCCCAUUCACCCGCACGAUUUACAUCGACGCAGACGACUUCAGGCUGGAGGACUCAAAAGAUUACUUCCGCCUUGCUCCUGGAAAGAGUGUCGGUCUAUUCCAAGCACCCUACCCGAUUACAUGUACAUCGUACAAGACUGAUUCAGCCUCUGGUGAGGUGACAGAGGUAUUCUGUCGUCUCGAAGAUUCUGGUACCCCUCCGAAACCCAAGGCAUAUAUCCAGUGGGUCGCAGAACAUGCAUCUUCUGGAAGCCCUGUUUGCAUCGACGAGACAAGAAUAUUCCACCCUUUAUUCAAGAGUGAUAACCCCCUAGCGGCUACCCCUGAUUUCAAGGCUGAUAUCAACCCUAAUAGCAUGGAAGUCAUCAAGGGUGCCAUGGUGGAAGUCAGUUUCUGGCCGCUUGCAAAGCGGUGUGUCGCAGACGCCCUCGAGGAGGCUCGGGCGAGAUCAGCUAAAAUCAAAGCAAUCCCGGGUGCGGGCUCCCAUGACGCACACACUCCGGAAAUCACGCCAGAGCAGCUUGUCGGAAAGGAGUGUGUACGAUUCCAAGGUCUGCGUGUCGCGUACCUUGCAGUAGAUUCAGACUCUCGCUUGGGUGCUCUAGACGAACCCUCAGAUGUUACUCCUGGGAUUAGGCAAGGUGAUUAUUUGGUACUUAACCGCAUUGCGAGUUUGAAAGAAGAUGCUGGAAAGGGAAUAUGAACAGUCUUUAUAUAUGAUACGACAGGGCCAACUUUAUCAUUAGAGCUACAUAGCAGUCGGAUUUGGAAUAGCAUGUGCAACUAAU